AUGUUGUGUAGGGCAGUUCGAUUUAUCGAUGGCAAUUCGAUUGAACUGAUAAAAAUUAGAGAUGGUCGCUUGGCUUUAGUUGGAGGUAAUCCGGCAGAGCUUAUUGGUUACUGGAACAGAAAUGAGAUAGACGAAGUGAAUUUCGGACAGAAUGUGAUGCAUUUCAAUGGAGUUGAUUGCAGAGCUGAAGAUAUGGGUAUAUUUGCAUUAAUCUGUGGUCAAAUCCAACCAUUAGCACAUUUUUUCAGUCUGUCGAUGAGACCGGGUUCGUUGAUAUCAUAUUUGAAUCGAAAAACAGCUGAUGGUGCGUGGAUGAACACGAUACCGACGGGUAAACUGAACACCUCGUCGCAUCUGAUCACUUCUACUGACGUUAACCCGCAUCCGCUCAUAAGCAAUCAUGUCACGGAACGAUCGUUCUCAUCCUUUCCAUCGGCAAUUUUAUCUCGUAAAGGUUCUUCAUCUCCUUCGAGUGCAUUGAAGAACUGUAUAACUUACGUGAACAUUUCGGGUGGGAAUACGGUAACAACGAAAGCGAAUUGUGGUAUUCGUCGUGCUGCUUCAGACAUGCCCUAUUAUAUGAAUGUUAACAACGAUUCAUCGCAUUACAAUUCAUUUUCAACAGCACGACAUUUAUCAGCGAGCAGUAUCGCGAUGAAUGGAGGCUUGCAUUCAUCGCUUAGAUCAACAGCCAGUGAACGUUGUUCAGCAUCCGCGUUGAUACCGACAAGUCGUGCGGGUGCUGUUGAAACAGUUUUGGAUGAGGAUUGUAAAACAGCAACAAGCACAGGUGCAUUGGCUACUGUGAAUGAAAACAGAGGAGCAGGCAAAUACGUUAGACAACUGCAAAAAACAACCAGAAAUCGUGGUCGUGACGCGGCAGAUUUCAAGGAUAAAAGUCGUUUAUCUCAACACCAACGUUCAAGAUCGGUUGGUUUAGAAGCAAGCGUGAAACGUUCGGGAUCAACGCGAGAAGAGAAUUGGGAUCGUGCUAAAAGAAUUAUUGGCGGCGUGAGGAAAUCAGUGAAUAGGAAUGCGAUGAUGAUUCAUGUCCUGUCUAAUGCUAAUGCACUUGAAGUGUCGAGUUCGCAUGCAGUCGAAGAGCUCCCCAAAUUGGAUGUAUCAGUUUGUAAUGCUGACAAUACUCCAAACAAUGUAGCAUCGACAGUGUCGCUACAAGGAUCGAGCUCUAUUCCAGGUCUUAUUAAAUUACCACCUGAAAGAUUCGCUUUGAAGAAGAUGGGUAAUAUCUUCACGAAAAAUUUACGAAAAUCCAUUACUGGCUCUUACUCGAAAUACGAUGGUGAACGGGCAACACACCAUUAUAAUCCAGGCAAUGCGGCUGCGGAAUCACCUUUACCAGCUGUAUUCGACUGCCUCGAAUCUGCUGUCAAUAAAGGACGAGCUCGUUUGAUUGAAGCAGACAGAAGAAAUUCCAGCUUUGCUGAGGGCUUGCAUUCAACAGCAGUAAAGUCAUCGAUGCAGAUGCAACCUCGUCGCUAUACACUCUCAAGUAAAGCAUGCGCUUCGGGUCAACCCUAUCAGAUGUCAAGUGCCGCUGUUGAAAAGCUCGAAUCUAAUGCGGAUUCUCAUCAUCCUCCCGCCAAUACAUGCUACUAUAGUCCUCUACAAAAGACAAAUCCUAAUAUCAACGAUAAACCACCACCACUUCCACCAAGGACUUAUCUAAAGAACAAAGUAAGAUUGAAGCAACUGCGUCAGUCACAACAGAAAGUGAAUGAUGAAGCUACUGUUCGAUCAAAAACUGAUGAAAGUGUUAAUUUGCCAUCACAAUCAACUACAUCUGUCAACACAUCGACAGUGCGCCGUCCGUUGCAGGGCAGUUAUUGUACAGUUGUUUCACCUUCAUCAAAUAAUAAUACACGCUUAUCAAUAUCUGCCAAUACUUCAUCGUCGGUACGUCCGUCGUCUCAAAAAUCAGCACCAAUAUCAUCGAUUCAUCAAGCUCAUACAGUUUACACUCAAAUUGAUCCCAUUGCUACGAUGGCUGCCACACAGACACAAGCGGAUAUGAUGAAAGAACGUGAGAGACACGUUCCUCAGCAGCAGCGUUUGAUCACUCAAAGUGUAUAUGCAUCGGAUCGUUCUCUUGGUUCGCGUUCAAAACGAAAUAUUAACAGCGAUGAUCGAACGAACUCGAUCAGCACUAAAAGAUUCUUCUCAAAGCACAUCUGGCGAAAGCCAUCUAAGUCACACUCACAUUCGGACCUCCGUUUUUAA
Molecule: messenger RNA, 2241 nt
Organism: Anisakis simplex (herring worm)
Lineage: Eukaryota; Metazoa; Nematoda; Chromadorea; Rhabditida; Anisakidae
Source: the annotation of a GenBank genome assembly